Messenger RNA from Octodon degus (degu), 2738 nucleotides. It is a transcript of the gene P2rx1, whose product is annotated as purinergic receptor P2X 1. The record is from RefSeq and is a predicted model, not a curated record. Gene Ontology annotation, biological process: monoatomic cation transmembrane transport; response to ATP. Gene Ontology annotation, cellular component: plasma membrane; nuclear inner membrane. Gene Ontology annotation, molecular function: ATP binding; purinergic nucleotide receptor activity; extracellularly ATP-gated monoatomic cation channel activity. NCBI's taxonomy places the organism in Eukaryota, Metazoa, Chordata, Mammalia, Rodentia, Octodontidae. The transcript is spliced from 12 exons. The coding region runs from base 421 to 1620 and encodes 399 amino acids.
CUUUAUCUCUGUCCUUGUAACUGGUGGUUGGUGGUUUCCGGCCAACAGCCCCAUUUCCGGAGGCCCAGCAGAGCCUAGGCGGAGCUAGGAGGGACAGUGGGGCUGGGCCUGAGUGGCCCCAUCGGCCCCGCCUCUGUCUAUCUUUGGGAUUUAUUUGUCACGGGCACUGCUGGUCCGCAGUUUAUUUCUUAUCAGGGGCCCAGAGCAGCUCUGACCACCCCAGGAGUCUCUCUCCCAACCCAAGCAACUCUAAUUGACCUCUGACUCCUGACCUCUGGCCCCACUUGCCCUGCCCAGCUUUCCCUGGGGCUGAGAAGCACCUCGAAUCUCCACUGUGUAGACGUGGGUAUCAAUGCCCUGUUCCCCGUGACAGCAAAGGCCGUGAAGGGGGAUCUGUUCUGAGCCGCAGUCUGGUCCACCAUGGUACGGCGACUGCAGGGUGAAUUGGCUGGCUUCUUCUUCGAGUAUGACACCCCUCGAAUGGUGCUCGUGCGCAACAAGAAGGUGGGCGUUACCUUCCGGCUUAUCCAGCUUGUGGUUCUGGUCUAUGUCAUCGGGUGGGUGUUUGUCUAUGAGAAGGGCUACCAGACCUCCAGUGGCCUCAUCAGCAGUGUGUCUGUGAAGCUCAAAGGCCUGGCCGUGACCCAGCUCCAGAACUUUGGCCCCCAGGUCUGGGAUGUGGCUGACUACGUCUUCCCUGCACAGGGGGACAGCUCCUUUGUGGUCAUGACCAAUUUCAUCGUGACCCCUCAGCAGGCUCAAGACUACUGUGCAGAGCACCCAGAGGGGGGUACAUGCAAGGACAACAGCAGCUGCAUCCCAGGGAAGGCAGAAAGGAAGGCCCAAGGCAUUCGCACGGGCAAGUGUGUGGCCUUCAACGACACUGUGCAGACGUGUGAGAUCUUUGGCUGGUGCCCUGUGGAGGUGGAUGACAAAAUCCCAAGCCCUGCCCUUCUCCAAGAGGCCGAGAACUUUACUCUCUUCAUCAAGAACAGCAUCAGCUUUCCACGCUUCAAGGUCAACAGGCGCAACCUGGUGGAGGAGGUGAAUGCCUCCUACAUGAAGACCUGCCUGUAUCACAAGACUUUACACCCUCUGUGUCCUGUCUUCAACCUUGGCUAUGUGGUGCAACAGUCAGGCCAGGACUUCCGGAGGCUGGCUGAGAAGGGUGGGGUGGUUGGCAUCACCAUCGACUGGAAUUGUGACCUGGACUGGCAUGUGCGACAUUGCAAACCCAUCUAUGAGUUCCAUGGGCUGUACGGGGAGAAAAACCUGUCUCAAGGCUUCAACUUCAGGUUUGCCAGGCACUUUGUGGAAAAUGGGACCAACCACCGUCACCUCUUCAAGGUGUUUGGGAUUCGCUUUGACAUCCUGGUGGAUGGCAAGGCUGGGAAAUUUGACAUCAUUCCCACAAUGACCACCAUUGGCUCUGGGAUUGGUAUCUUCGGGGUGGCCACUGUUCUCUGUGACCUGUUGCUGCUCCACAUCCUGCCAAAGAGGCACUACUACAAACAGAAGAAAUUCAAGUAUGCAGAGGACAUGGGGCCAGGAGUGGAGGGGCGUGAUCCUGCGACCACCAGCUCCACCCUGGGCCUACAGGAGAACAUGAGGACCUCUUGAUUUCAGCCCCUGACUUCAGACUGGACGCAGCGCCCAGCUACAGACUGGGGCCUUGGUGGGUCCCAGCCAAGGACAGGGGUCUCUCCUGGGAAUCUCCUGUGCGCUCAGCCAGGCAGAUUCAUCUGCCCACAGCUCAGGGUGGCUACUAGGAGGGAUUGGUGCAAUCUGGGGCUCUGGCUCUAACUCUUCAUCCUCCAAAACAGCCCAAUUCCCAGUCUCAGCCACUCCUAUUCCCAAAGGCCCUGGCAGGGCACACCCACACACCUGUACCCUAGCUUUGUGCUUAUUACCUGGGGCCUUCAGUAUCCAUCCCAUUCCUUCAGUUUCUCUAGAUCCGUGCUCUCCAACAUGUCAGCCAGUAAUCACAGGGGGCUACUUAUAAGAUGGAAUAAAAUUUACAAUUCCUCAGUUGAACUAGGCACAUUUCAGCUACUCAGUAGACACACAUGGCCGGGGGCUGCUAUAUCAGACCCCACAGGAUGUCUUCAUCAUCACAGAAGGUUCCUUUGGGAAGGUCUGUUUGCACCUUGUUUCUGCCCUGCCUCAGAUAUUCAGGCCCCUGAACCUGAAGCUGCCAGGGCAGUCCCAUGGAUAGCAAAUGCCCAGGCCACUUUGCGACUUGGAUUGAAGAGCUGCUGCCCUAGAGCUUGCUGACUCAGAGCUCUCUUGGUAGAGUGACUUAUGCCUGGGCUGCACCACCUGGCAGAUGUGGGCAUUGAACAAGGGCUCAAACACCCUCAGCCAGUGUGUAGUGUGUUCACGUGCCACACAGUGAUUCAUACACACGCACCCCCAUGUGCACCCCCACCUACAAGCACACCACCACCCAUGCACACACAACCCUCCAUCCACGCUGUGUUUGAACAGCUUGGGCCUGCAAACACAGCCAUCUGAGCACACCUACACCCCAAGCAGAGACACAUGGUCCUUGCUGUGUCUCCUCCAUGGGGAAAUGCUUCUUCCCUAGUGUGUUAGGCCAGGACAGCCCUUCUAGCCUUGAAUCCUUUCUCAGCUACCUCGGGCUGGGAUGCAAGCCCUGGGCUCUGUGCCCCAGCUUUCGGGCCUGACUGGCUCUAUUGGAACAAAAGAGCUGGGGAAAGCGAAGGUGGAGUCCAAUA